GAGCUUGAGGAAUGAGUUACGAGGCCCACGCCAGAACCUGCCGGAUUGGUAUACUAACAUGACAGAAGGAGCAAAAGCAAUCCACAGCACCAACCCAGAUGUGCUUGUGCUAGUUUCAGGCUUGAAUUUCGACUUGGACCUCAGCUUCUUGAACACCACACCAUUCGGACUGACACUAGACAACAAGGUGGUGUAUGAGGCGCACUGGUACUCCUUCGACUUCACCCAGCAAUGGCAGACUCAGCCCCUGAACCGGGUUUGCCGCCAGUGCGCAGAUGAGUUCCAGAGGGAAGCAGCUUUCCUUAUCACCGGCGAUAACGCGGCUCCUCUUAUUCUCAGCGAGUUUGGCGUUGAUGUAAGGGGAGUAAACCAGGAUGAUAACCGAUACUUCAACUGCUUGCUUCCCACUGUUGCUGACAAGGACUUGGACUGGGCGCUGUGGACUCUGCAAGGCAGCUAUUAUUACAGAGAGGGGAUGGCCGGGCCUGAAGAGGUAUACUCUGUCCUGGAUUACAACUGGGACAAGCCCCGAGAUCCAAAAUAUCUAGAGAGAUUGACCAUCCUCCAACAAACUAUCCAAGAUCCAAACUCGAAUGCUUUAUCAUACUACGUACUUGUACACCCCGAAAGUGGGUUUUGCGUGAAUGUUGAAGGACAGGACAACGUUCAUGGAAGCAGCUGCCGAGAGCGGAGUAAAUGGAGUCACAGCGGAGAUGGGUCGCCGAUUCAGCUGGUGGGUAGUGAGCUGUGCCUGAAGGCUGUUGGUGAUGGAGUUCCCGUGGCACUUUCUACUGAUUGUGAGAGCCCAUGGGCAACUUGGAAACUGGUUUCAGACUCAAUGCUUCACAUAGCUGCUAUGGAUGAACAAGGGAACUCGCUGUGUUUAGAAUCCACAAGUUCAAACUACUCUUCAAUUCUGACAAGGAGUUGUGCUUGUUUAAAUAAUGAGACUAACUGUGAUCCUCAGAGCCAGUGGUUUAGGCUUGUUCCUUCCAAUUUAUCCUAGUUUAUAUUCCUGGGAAAAAUAUUGGAUUCAUGUAAUAAUUAUAGAGGAAGA
Molecule: messenger RNA, 1057 nt
Organism: Vitis riparia (riverbank grape)
Lineage: Eukaryota; Viridiplantae; Streptophyta; Magnoliopsida; Vitales; Vitaceae
Product: glycosyl hydrolase 5 family protein-like
Exons: 2
Coding region: 59-1006 (315 amino acids)
Molecular function (GO): hydrolase activity, hydrolyzing O-glycosyl compounds
Source: RefSeq, a predicted model, not a curated record